UAAUACACUCACUUCAAGAAAAAGUGCAGUUAUUGCUUACUAUAGUAGUUGUUGGUAUUCUGCAACAACAUGCAUAUAUUGAAUAACCCUUUUUCCGGAUUCAAAGAAUAGUAUGUGAUUGCUGGGGUUAUUUUCAGUGUGUAAAAUACAGUUGUAUUUUAACAGAAAACAAAGAUUCUUAGACUACUUUAUUGAAUACCCUUAACUUUCUUAAUAUUUUUUUAGUUUUGACUGUGUCCUUCAGCUACCAUCAGAGGUACCUUGAUGGUAAAGCAUAAAUAAAAGAAUAAAAGAACAAACAUUAUUUAAGAAGGUUGUACAGCCAGAACCUUUUGCCUGGCUUUUGGUUUAUAGUGGUUACGGUAGAAUGGAAGCCUGUUUAAGAUUUAUAUUAAAAUUUGUGAUAUGAUAUGGUUACAAGUCAAAGGUAGAAAAGGAUAAUCUAGCAUUCGUCCAUAAAGGCUUAUUGUAGCCUGGUUUCUAAUGCACACUACAGUGAAAGUGACAUUUAUUUGAUACCAACUUUUGAGAAAUAAGUUGCUUAAAAAUGAUAAAUAUUAAUAUCAUAUUUCUGUGUGUGAAGACUGUUUAACUACUUCUUACGACAGGCCUUUUUUGGUGUAAUAGGAAAAAAUUCUGAAGACUUAAAGGGUUAUUUUAUGCUUCGUUUUUUUUUCUAAUUUUUAUUUUUUAGUUUACCUUUUUUUGUUUUUUCUUUGUAGUUUAUUCUUUAGGUUAAGUUUACUGAUGGUUGAUUUAUCUUUUUAAUCUUGCAUCUCUAAAUUGUUCUGGGAGUUUAAACUGAUAGUGACAACUUUGAAAGUAGACAUUAAAGAAUUUAAGAGGACUGUUUCUUAACCUUGAAUUAUUCCAUGAAGAAAUUUAUGCAGAUUUAGGGUCCCUGAUCAAAAAGUAGUAAGUUGAAGAGCAUGCAACAGAGGACAUUAGGUUUUUGUAACACCUUGGAUAAUUAAAAAACAAGCCUUCUUUUAAAAUAUGCUAGUGUCUUUUGAAAAGAUACUGUUGUGUCUUAAAGCUUUGUUAAAAAAUAAAGGGAAAAUAGCAUUUUUCCAGUAAUUCACUAUAUUUAAAAUUUAAAAUGUUAUUGAUUACCUUGUUUACAUUAGCUUCCAAGAAAAAGGCAAUAUUCAGUACUACUGAAUAAUUUUCAACUAUUAGUCAUGCUUAUAAAAGAUUUGAAAUUCACAUGUACACAUAUAUUUGGACCAUUAAACAUUUAAGAAUAAAUUUGGGAUUUUACUACUAUAAGAUUUGAUUUCUGUCCUAAUAAAAUUAAAGGACUUACAGUGUCACAGAGCACAAUGCCUUCUGAUAUGUAUGUAUAAUAAGAGCUAUGGUGAUGUUCAUAGACAGUAUUCCAUCUGUUCUUACCCACGUAGUUAGUGAACCAGCCUAUGAGACUGCAAUUACAAGCACAUUAGCUGUACCCUUUUUUAAAAAGUACUGAAUGCUGCUUUUACAGUUUUUCAGUGAAUGAAAGUGCCUAAAUUGCUGUUACUGUUCCAAGCAUCUGUCCAGAGUGUGGGAGAUGUAGUGAAGGACUUACAUAGAUGGCUAAAUGGGAAAGGUUAAUAUCGAACAGGAAAGGUAUAUAUUUCAGUUGUGUUUUCAUCAGAAAAAAUAAAUAUGCUUAGCAUCAGUACAGUUCUUGACAUUAAACUAAAUGUAAAGGGAAAGUUUUAAGAAAGUUGUAUGGUAGGUAGCCUUAUGGUAUAAAUGAAAAUUGGUGUGAAAUUGGGAUAAUAUUUGUACUAAUAAUCAAGGCUUAAGAGAACAGAGAAACCAAACUGCCCAUUCUACUUUGGUCAUAAGUGCCUCAUGUAUCUAUCAAUUUUAAAAACAGGCUUUUAAUCAGUUGAAAUUAUUUCAUUUAGAAAGUUUUUUAUAUACAUAUAUUCAACUUUUUCCAAAGCCAUUCAGUUUACAGGUGUAGGAUAUAGUCACUAAAGGGAGUACAAAUAUAUGUAACUGCAUAAAUCUGCAAAAACUUUGUACAAAAAGAGGUGGGAUCCAAAAUAAAGACCAUGGUAUUAAUUUUGUAAUAAUUUUUUUGUGCAUUAUGAUACUUCAUGAAUAAUACAGAAUUUAAAAGUGGCACAGUUGCAAAAAUACAUAUAUUAGGAAUUUACAAGCUGGGGGAAAAUUUAAGAAUUUUAUGCGCUCUUUUCCCCUUACUUUUUUCAGAAUGCUUGCCUUACUUUAGACUAUAUCUUCCUGGUUAAGUCAGAGUGAACAAAGAUAGUGGUCAAACAAAAUUGGGAGGUGUUAGUAAUUGUAAUAAUUUUUUCUUCUACUUUGAACCUCAGUGUGUGUCCUGUAAUGUUUGAGUUUUGAUAGGUAUAUACAAAUAUUUCAGGCUAGGCUGCUUUGCUUUAAUUAUAUUUUGCUAUCUUGGCAUGGCUUAGUGAAAGCUUAUUUUAAGAUCACUAAGAAUCUUCAGGUUAUAAAUUAGUGAAAAUGUAAAACAUAGGCGGGGGGGUUACAGUUCAAGUUAGAUUUAUGCUUGAAUUAAGUAUUUAUAUUAAAAUUGUUCACAUUUUAGGAACUAGGAUGAAACAUGAAAGGGGAGGAGGGUGAAGAAUAUGGUAAAAACAUUUAGAAAAAUUAGUGAAUUAUCUUUAAUUUUUAGAAAUUAGACUUUUGAACAAUUUUAAAGAUUAUAAAAUUGUUUUUUUAAAUAAACUAGUUAUUUGCACUUUACCUGCUGGCUUUUCCAUUUGGUAGAUAACAUUCUGAACUCCAGCAGAGUUUUAUAAUCCCCACGUGCUUAAAUAUACUAAAUGUUCUUUUUCCAUUAAGGUUAAUGUUCGUGAAGAAAUUGAAGAGUUUUUUCCAAGAAUGUGGAAGAUAAAUCAAGAUAAAAGAAGGCUAAUGAAAAGUAUUAAAGAUCAGAAAAUUAAAAUUGAAUGGGGGAAAAAAUUGAACAGAAGAUUGGUCAGAUAGAAGCACUUGAAUAUUUUUUUAAGGCUAUUUUGAAUUGUUUGAAUUGGGGAAGAAUACACGAAGUAUGAAAAAUGAAAAACUCAAUGAAGAAUGAAGAGAAGUAGAAAGCAAGAGUGAAGUAGAAUUAAAAGAAUCUGGAAGAAUGAAUGGGUCCUAGGUUAAGUAAAUGAGUCUCGCUCUCAGUCAAAAUCUCCAACGGGAACUCCUGCUCGUGUAAAAUCGGAGAGCAGGUCAGGAUCUCGUAGUCCAUCAAGGGUUUCCAAACAUUCUGAAUCUCAUUCUCGGUCAAGAUCAAAAUCCAGGAGGCGAUCUCGAAGCAGGUCCUAUACACCAGAAUACCGACGUCGAAGGAGCCGAAGUCAUUCUCCAAUGUCUAACCGGAGAAGACAUACAGGCAGCAGGGCAAAUCCAGACCCCAACACUUGCCUUGGAGUGUUUGGCCUCAGUUUGUACACAACAGAAAGAGAUCUUCGUGAAGUAUUUUCUCGAUAUGGACCAUUGAGUGGUGUCAAUGUGGUUUAUGAUCAGCGAACUGGACGAUCACGAGGAUUUGCUUUUGUAUAUUUUGAGAGAAUAGAUGACUCAAAGGAGGCUAUGGAAAGGGCAAAUGGAAUGGAGCUGGAUGGUAGAAGAAUUCGUGUGGAUUAUUCUAUCACCAAGAGAGCACAUACACCUACACCAGGCAUCUACAUGGGCAGACCAACUCAUAGUGGCGGUGGUGGAGGCGGAGGCGGUGGUGGAGGCGGAGGAGGUGGCAGACGUCGAGAUUCCUACUAUGAUAGAGGAUAUGAGCGUGGUUAUGACAGAUACGAGGACUAUGACUACCGGUACAGAAGAAGAUCACCUUCUCCUUACUAUAGUCGCUACAGAUCACGAUCAAGAUCUCGUUCCUACAGCCCAAGACGCUACUGAUAAAGAGAAUGGUUGCAAUUAAGGAUAUCUUUUUCUCUUUCUCUUUUGUUGUUUAAUUCUGGAUUUCCCUAAGCUUCUAACCCUUCCUACUUCUUAAAAAGAACCCUUAAAAAAUCUUUGGUUUCUUUAGCAUCUACACUUUGUCAAUUGUAUUGCUGUUUUCCACCCCUUUUAUUAUACUCUUAAAGAUGUGAUUGUUGUCAUUUUGAGUAGUUAAACAUCUUGAGUAAAAAAGGAACCCCUAGUGUUACGCUUUGUAAAUGAUUUUUUUUUUAAGGUUGCUUUUAUAGAAAAUUAAUUCCAGGCUAAUCAAAAGAAGAAAGAAGUGAUCUUUUUAAAGCUUCUUUUGUGUUAGAUACUAUAUUAGACAUUGUAUUAGAAAUCUGCAUUUAAAACAAACUCCUUUUUCAAUUUACUUUUGGGGAAGGUAGUAACACACAAAGUAGUUCAGUCAUGUCAAGUUUGUCUGGGGUGGCAUGGAGCAGUCAAAUAGUUGAGUGUAGAAAGUUUGAAGCUGUAAGAGAAAACGCUUGGUCAUUUCUUUUGAGAUACGGAAAAUUUGAACCUUAAAAAUUACAUCGUUUCUUUAGAGAUGGAAAGCUUGUGUACUUCUAUAAAACAUGUAUUUAAAAUACAUUUGUUAAAAUUUAACAAACUUAAAGUGUGAUUUUUGUGUUGAAUUUAUUGAAGUUUAAGUAUUCCUUUAAUCAGUGAAGGACAGCCCUUAUUAUUUAUUACUUAGAGCAGUUGUAUACUUUGCUGUUAGAAAUUUUGGUAUUGGGACAUUGGUUAAGCAGGCUAUUGUAUAGCAUAGAAUCCUUAGUGGGUUAUGUAUGAGGGAAAGUAGUCUCCUUUCAAAUAAAAGUUA
This is a messenger RNA of Pteronotus mesoamericanus, 4744 nucleotides long. It is a transcript of the gene TRA2A, whose product is annotated as transformer 2 alpha homolog. Gene Ontology annotation, molecular function: RNA binding. Gene Ontology annotation, biological process: positive regulation of mRNA splicing, via spliceosome. The coding region runs from base 3334 to 3876 and encodes 180 amino acids. The record is from RefSeq and is a predicted model, not a curated record. NCBI's taxonomy places the organism in Eukaryota, Metazoa, Chordata, Mammalia, Chiroptera, Mormoopidae. The transcript is spliced from 8 exons. Gene Ontology annotation, cellular component: spliceosomal complex.